GCCCCGAUUGGUCGGUUUGGCGGUCACGUGGUAUGGUAAUUGGGCUCCGGUGGGCGGGAAGGAGCGAACGAGGUCGUGGAGGAUCGCGAAAGUGGCGGAAGGAGAAGAGAGAACAAGCAGCUGUCCACCGGGAGACCUGUGCUCGUCGUGGCCCCGCUCUUCCUAUUUCUUUUCUCUUUUUCUCCCUCUCCUUCUUUCUCUUUUUUCCUCCUUUCGAGAAAACGUCACCCCUUUUCGCGAGAGAGGCGAGGUGCGGACGAUGGACCACGGUGUGCAGUGCUGUGCAGUGUGAGCUCUUAUGAGAAUAGAUACUAACGCGAAAUGGGUGCACCGGGACGAAGAAUUGAUAAAUAAAGGGUAACGUGUGACGGAGAGGAAGGCGGAAGUGAAGUGUGCGCGCGAUCGUCUGCGAUUCGUUCUUUUUCUUUCUUUCCCUUAUACGGACACACCGUGUGCGUGUGUGUACGUGCGUGCGUGUGUGUGUGUAUGUGCGCGCGCGUGUGUGUGCUAUUCGCACACUCACAAACAUGAGUUCUUUCUUGAUGAAUCCAUCCGCUGCCGGUGGAUAUCAUCACCACCAGCAUCAACAGCAGACCGGGAAUCACCACUUGACCGCCACGUCUGUCAUGGUCGAUCCGAAAUUCCCUCCCAGCGAGGAGUACAGCCAGAGCAACUACAUACCGUCGAGCGGGCCGGAUUUCUUCGCCGGUGGCAACGGCGGUCAUCACUUGAGCCAUCCGCAGUCCCACCAGCUGCAGUACGGCUAUCAUCAGCAUCACCAUCAGGCGGCGUCGACUCCUUACGGCGCUUCCUCCGCGGUGCAAUUAAACGGCGGGUACACAGGAUACGGUGGAUAUUACGGGCCUCACCAUCCUCAUCACCAAGUGCACGCGGUCCAUCAUGCCAGUCUACAUCCUCAUCAUCACGCGGUGGGUGCCCUCGCGAUGCCGCCGGAAGCCCAGCAACCGCCGCUCACGUGUCCGUCGUCGAUACAAAGCCAGCAGCAGCAACAACAACCACCCGUGCCGACGUCGACCGUCGUCGGCUCCACUCCUUUGUCGCCGUCUAUAAUGCAGAAUCACGUGCAACCGGACGCCCUUCAGCAUCAUCAGCAACAACACGAGAACAAUGCUUGCAGUCCGACUGGCUCGGGUCAGUUGCAUCGAGAUAAUUCGCCCGAUCUCCAGACGCAACAGUCCUCGUCCCAGCAAUCUCAGCACAUACAAACCGGCCAGCAGCAAACCCCGCAGCAACAGCAUCAUGCGGAAGAUGCUUUGGAUGCGGAUGAUAUGGAAGACGACCAAAUGAUGGACGGUUCGCCGGGGAUGAUGGAGGAGGAGGAGGAGGACGAGGAGAGCGGAGAUCGCAUGAUCUUCCCGUGGAUGAAGAAGAUUCACGUAGCAGGCGCUGCGAAUGGCUCGUACCAGCCUGGAAUGGAACCAAAGCGGCAGAGGACCGCCUACACCAGGCAUCAAAUACUCGAACUGGAAAAGGAAUUUCAUUAUAAUAGAUACCUGACGAGACGGCGACGGAUCGAGAUAGCCCAUACCCUCGUCCUAACCGAGCGACAGAUAAAAAUUUGGUUUCAAAACCGUCGUAUGAAGUGGAAGAAGGACCACAAACUGCCGAAUACGAAGAACGUGCGCAGAAAGAACGCGAACGGCCAAGCGCCGCCAGCGGCAUCGAAGCCCGCGAAGACUUCGGCGACGCGAGCGAAGUCGGGCACGGGUAACAACAACAGCCAAAGAAAAAACAACAAUUCGCCUUCCAGCGGUAUGGAGAAUAGCCUGGACUCUAAUAUCGGUCUCGAUAUGGGCGAAGUUCACGGGGUCAGCUCCAGUCUUCCUCAUCCCAGCGUAGUUCAUCCUGGCUUUCAAGGUCACCCUCAUCCUCUGGCUCAUCUCCAAGCGCAGCUGAGUCAUCAUCACGUGGGUGGAAUGAUGGACGGUCCGACGGGAGGACCGUUGGGACACAUAGGUUCCGGAAGUAUCAGUCCUCUUGCUCCGGCUACCAGUCCUUCCGGAUUGUCGCAAGUAUCAGCUCCUGUACCACCAUCGGCGAUAAAAUCCGAUUACGGACUCACAGCCCUGUAACAUCUAUUUUGAUAGAUAAAUACUUACUCAGCGAUGUAACCCCUCGAUGUUCAAUUGACGAUCUUUUUAUCGCGAAUAAUUCUUCGUUGCUUUUCUCGCUCGGUUGGAUAUUUAUUGCAAGUUGUACGAACGAAGUUUGAAUUUUCCUCGCAUCAAGUCCACCAGAGUGUAGGGGAAAAUACUAAUAAAUUACUGAUACUAAUUCGCAUGCAAAGACGAUAAGUAUUAGAACGAAUAUCGGACUUCGAUAUAAAAUGAAGAUCCGUGCGAAACUGCAACUUCAACGAGACUAUUUUUUAAAUUUACGAUAGGUCGAAGUGCUAAUUUCGUCGCAUUGUAGAAACUAUAUUUGAGGAACUGAUUACAUGAGGGAAGGCAGUUUUAUAGCAGAGAUGCAGAUAACAAUUUCUAUGUGGAAAAUAGUAUUAGAUAUUAAAUCUGGCCGAUUAACAAUAAAUUUGUUUAUAAGGACAGUGACAGUUUGAUAAUCGAAAUAUUUAUCUUUCAAUUUGAUUGAACAAGUUCGAUUCGAAAAUCUUAAAUUUGCGACUGUGGGUCACUUGAUAAACGUCGAAAAAAAUUAAUGGAAGCUAUGCCAUUGUUGCAAUAUUUAUCGUAAUAUUGUAAAAUCAUUAUAAUUCUCAAAUUAUUAUGAUUUCAAUGCCAUUAGCAAUCGUAAGGUCUAACCAAAGAUUUCUGAUGUUGCGCAUUUCAUUUUGCAAAUGCUAAUUAAUUCUACAAUAACAGGUAUUAUUAAAAAGUACGAUGUAAUGAAAGAAAAUACGAUGCGUACACGUCAAUAAGCAUUCGACAAAUUGAAUUAUGUAAUUUGACGUAAUUUUUUCUUUGAAUUUCAAGAAUAGAAUUCAAAAAAUAAAUAGCGAAUAAAAUUACGGGUCAUGUUAAUAACAAUACUUAUGCGCGCAAACGAAAUCGUGAGGUCGGAUGUGAAACAGAGGACUCGUCAAGUAACAUAGUCUUCUUAUAGAUUGUUAAUUGAUGAAUUGUACUCGUAAACGAAUUUAAUGCUUUCCUUACAUCUCUCAGCAACAGUAUAUUUCUUGUCAAAACCUUGUGAUUUCAAAACGUGAAUAGUCAUCCGUUCAUUAUCCACAUAAAGAUACUAAUAUCCGAAGAGGAAUUAGUAUUUUAUGAAGAUGGAAAUGUAAAUAUAACUCAAUUUUGUGUAUAUAUAUAUUAGUGUAAAGAAAAUUUUAUUGCAACACGAUUGACAUAGUGUUUAUAUUUCGUAUAUUACUGUCUAAGUGUUGGUAUUAACGUUUUACAUCAUAGGUAAAAACAAGAACUGUGUUUGCGAUGAAGAUUUUGGUCAUGUGGUACGAUUGCAAAAUGUUUAUAAUUAUAAUAGUAUAAUUAUAAUAAUUUUAAUAAGUCUUAUGACAUGUGUGUUCUUAUCCUAAGAACGAGGAACUGUCGUCCGUUCGCAGUAGUUCGAUUAUUAAUUUUGAAAUCAAACAUCCUCAACAUCUCUUUGAACACCUAAAGGAAAUGCAAAUUAAUUAAAAAGAUUAUCCUCGAUUCUAUCUUUCUGUAACGCACGUUGUAAAUAAUUCGAAAUGAUAGUAUAUAUUUUUACCGGGAAGAGAAGUGAGGAAUGACCAAUAAUAAUUAGGACACAAUUGCACCGUGAUUAAUUCGGAAAUCGUACUAUUAAGCAAGUAGUAAUCAAAUAAUUAAUGCACAGAAUCGCUGUGACGAUAUACCAAAACAAUACUACUAAAUAUAAGAAGCAAAGUUAAACUUUGAGGUACGUUAAUACCUUAAGGUACCGAGUUAGUGUAAUUAGCAGAGCGUAAAAAAUAAGUGUAUGAGUUACAAAAAUGUUUUCUGUAAGUGUGACAUAUAUUAUAUCCUUUGCUAUAAUUAUUAAUUGUAUAUAGCAUGUACGAUAAGUACCUAAUUGGGCACACUCCGAUGCUUAUGUUUAUAUCGCUCGUAAAGAUUGAUGAAAUACACAAUCGUGAAGUAAAUAAACGAAUAAAUAAAUGUUUCGUAAUUUACAAAAAAGAACGUCGUGUCUCCAAAUCAUGUUCUCACAUACACCUGAAUUCACUACCAUCCACCAUAUUUUCAUAUUGUCGCAAUACUUUUCUCUAAGUUGGGUAACUUUCUGUGCUUCAGUAUCUUUUCUUUCUAACCAUACCUUCGCACUAUUUAUUAUUCUGUCAGCAAACGUCGCUAAUCAGCCAAGGCUAGCGCAAUUUGUUAUUUAAAGUUGACACUAU
Molecule: messenger RNA, 4339 nt
Organism: Dinoponera quadriceps
Lineage: Eukaryota; Metazoa; Arthropoda; Insecta; Hymenoptera; Formicidae
Gene: Dfd
Product: homeotic protein deformed
Exons: 2
Coding region: 528-2093 (521 amino acids)
Biological process (GO): regulation of transcription by RNA polymerase II; anterior/posterior pattern specification
Cellular component (GO): nucleus
Molecular function (GO): DNA-binding transcription factor activity, RNA polymerase II-specific; RNA polymerase II cis-regulatory region sequence-specific DNA binding
Source: RefSeq, a predicted model, not a curated record